GCACCAGACAAAUGCCCACCCAAGCCAGUACCAUUCCUGCAGUGCUGAUCCCAGGCCCCUUUUCCCCAAGAUUCCCCAGCCCAUGCUCCUGCUCAGUGUUGCCCCAUAGUCUCAGCUGCUCUGACGUUUGCUCCUCAGCUAGUUAAGGGAUGUGCUCCAGCUGGGGCAUGAUAUGCAGUUGCAGCUGCAUCCAUGGAGCUGAGUUCUGUGAUGGCCUAGGGGGACAGCAAUGCUUCUGCUGCUGCGUGCAAUGGCACAGCAUCUCUCAAAGCACCCCUUGCACUACACACACCAGCAGCACAGCAUCUAUGGCAGCAGCUUGAGGGAGCCGUGGGCCCUGAAGCCUGCAUGUCCCUGCCCCAUCCCUGCCCACCCUGCUCGGACCCAUCCCUUGCUGUUGCUUCUCUUUCACUCUCCCCAGGCUUCCAGAGACAGCGUGAACUGAGGAACCCCAAGGGCCGGAGCAAACGGUCCCAUGGACCUCUGAAGGCCCCGCUGGGGGAUUGCAUAGAGCUGAGCCAGGCACACACAACCACCCUGCAGCCUGCCCCACACAGCCUGGUGCCUGCAGCAUGGAUAUGUCCCCACUCACGUCCCACCAUGGCUCUGCAGCAUCGCUCCCCACUCCAUGCAUGCUGGGAGGUGAUGCCGAUGAUCCCCAGGCAGAAUGGGGUGGGCUCUGGGAAGCAGUGAUGGGAUGCACAGGCUCAGCAGGCUCUCCCAGGUGCCCACAUUGGGGAGCACAGAGAGCAGGGUUGGGGAGCACCUCCCACAUCCCCUGGCCUGGCUGUUUGCGGGUCACCGGUGACCUGGAAAGGGAGCGCUGCAGGGGAUGCGCCAGCCAUGGGCUGGGAGCCCAGCACUGCUCUGGGAGUCUCCCUCGAAACGAAUUGUUCAUGUUCAGUGCUCCCACAGCCCUGGAAACGCGCUGCCAUGGGCUGGUGCCCCCCAGCAGAUUUAAAUACCGACUGGCAGUCGCAGUGCCACAGCAGCCCCAGCAGCACGAUGCCCAGCACCUGUGCCCUCGUGCUGCUGCUCCUGGCCCUGUGCACCGAGCUGCCGCCUGCCCCAGCCCAGCAGCACCGUGGGGAUCGCGGCAAUGGCCCCGCUGCCAGCCCCCCACCACACCGGGCACAGAGGGGCCAGCGGCCGCCGGCCGCCCUCCCUGCCCCCAGCAAAGCAGGCGUGUGCCCAGCAGUGGGGAGCAGCCCCACACGCCCCACCAGGAGAUACUGCCUGUCUGACCACAGCUGCCCCGGCGCUGAGAAGUGCUGCCUUCUCCGGGAUGUGCGCGUCUGCCUGCUCCCUACUGCAGGUAUGGGGAGCUGUGGAGCUGCUGGUGCUGACAGGGAAUGGGUGCCACGGGACGAGCCGUGCUCCCCAGCACACAGCACUUCUUCCCUCACAGAGAGCCUGGGCAGCCCUGUGGGGGUGAGCUGCGGGGUGAGCUGCUGCAAUGAGACUGCCUGUGGCCAUGGGGAGAGGUGCUGCGCCCGCUGCCUGCGAGUUGAGCCAGCCAAAUCCGGCCUUUGCCCACGGAAGCGAGCCCGGCGUGAUGCUGCCUGCCCCAACCUGUGCACGGAUGACAGGGACUGCCCCGGGGACCAGAAGUGCUGUUUCUCAGGCUGUGGGCUGACCUGCACCACCCCGUACACAGCAAAGUCCGGCGCGUGCCCUGUGGUGCUGCGGGGCUCCCUGGGCCCCUGCCUGGAUCGGUGUGACAGCGAUGCUGACUGUCCCGGGGCCAAGAAGUGCUGCACCACUGGCUGCGGCCACGUCUGCAAACUGCCCACCGAGGUGCGCCCGGGGCUCUGUCCUCCCACCACCACCAGGGCUGGUGAGUGCCUCAUCCUAUGCCUGGAGGACAAGGACUGUCCACCCAGCCAGAAGUGCUGCAUGCAGGACUGCGGCCGCACAUGCGUUCCCCCACUGCAGGGCACAGCCUAGCCCUGCUAUGGGGGUGGCACUGGGACCUGCCAUUUUAGGGCCAUUCCACUCCACCGCCAUCGCAGCACCCACUGCCCCGCUGCUCCCAUCCCUCUGGCAGCACUUCUGGCUGGGGGGACAAGCAAUGUUUGACCCACUCUGGCUGAAGUCUCUGCCACCCCCACCUCCCACAGCUGUGCUCCAGGGACAAAGGCAAACCCCUACAUCCACCCUUCUGCACGAGCCAGCCUGUGCAUGGCACGGACACCCCCAGUCUGCCUGGAAAUGUGGACCCAGAAUAAACCAGCAUGUGGC
Messenger RNA from Meleagris gallopavo (turkey), 2241 nucleotides. RefSeq lists its product as uncharacterized. Lineage: Eukaryota; Metazoa; Chordata; Aves; Galliformes; Phasianidae. The record is from RefSeq and is a predicted model, not a curated record. Gene Ontology annotation, biological process: antibacterial humoral response; innate immune response. Gene Ontology annotation, cellular component: extracellular region. Gene Ontology annotation, molecular function: serine-type endopeptidase inhibitor activity.